Messenger RNA from Aspergillus nidulans FGSC A4, 903 nucleotides. RefSeq names its product protein efg1. NCBI's taxonomy places the organism in Eukaryota, Fungi, Ascomycota, Eurotiomycetes, Eurotiales, Aspergillaceae. Bases 1 to 903 code for a protein of 300 amino acids. Gene Ontology annotation, biological process: rRNA processing. The transcript has 2 exons. The record is from RefSeq and is a predicted model, not a curated record. Gene Ontology annotation, cellular component: nucleolus.
AUGCCAAAAGACUUCAAACCACCCCGAACUCCCCGCAAAACACCUUACCCAGACCGACCUCACAAAUCGAAAUCAAAGUCUCAACCAGACCGCGAAGAAAAGCAACAUCCCUCCGUUAAUGAGCUCAAGCGCCGCAUCCGCGACGUCAAGCGUCUCCUCGCGAAACCUGACUUGUCCGCCGAUAAGCGUGUUAUUCAGGAGCGGGCGCUGGCCGGGUAUGAGAAGGAAUUGGCGGAUGAGGAGAGGCGGCGUGAGAGGUCGCGGAUGAUUAAGAAAUAUCAUUUCGUCAGAUUUUUGGACCGCAAAACAGCAACGAAGGAAGUCAAGAGACUCACCAGGAAAAGAGACGAGCUAGCCAAGAAUAGUGACAUCGAUGAAGCAACGAAGCAGAAGAAGCUAGAGCAACUGAAUGUGCGACUGCAUACGGCAAACGUGAAUCUCAAUUACACUAUCUACUACCCGCUGACGGAAAAGUAUAUCUCGAUUUAUGCGGAGAAAAAGAAGAAGAACGAAGGUCAGAAUGAGGAUGAAGAUGUGCAGAUGGAGGGGGGGCCAACCCAGGAGGAGGAGAUUGUGACCGCUGCUACCACGGCCCAGAAGAAAGCCAUGCUGCAAACUGUCGAGAAAUGCAUGCAAGAUGGAACGCUUGAUCUGCUUCGGGAAGGCAAAUUGAAUUUAAACGCUGACAGCGUAACUGAAGGUGGAACGAAGACGGAGACAAAGUCGAAACCAAAAUCGAAACCAUCGUCGAAGGAUACCGGCGUUAAGACAGUCGGUGGCAAGGAAAAUGCGAAACCAAGGACCAAGACGUCCGAUAGCAAGAGAGGGAAGAGCGCGAAACACACCGCUCCAGCGCCAGCUGAGAGCGAUAGCGAAAGCGAUGGUGGGUUCUUCGAGAUCUAG